GCUUCGUCACUGUUCACAAUUGCCACGUCAGCCUUGCUUUUCCAUCUUCCUUUCUGCCUCGUCUCUUUCCUCCAUCCCUUUCUCUUAUUUUAGGCUGCUUACCUUCUUCCCUUUUCUCUCUUUCUCUCUCUUUUGCAGGUUUUGUUCCUUUCAAGUUUCAACACGCCAUUUCAGAAUUGGCUCUCAAUAUGAUCUUCUCGUUCAUUCAGCAAAAUCGUUCCUAAUUGUCGAUGGUACUCAUCUUUUCUUCCUGAUUCUCGAAAAUUAGGUUCUGAUUUUCGUUUGUUUUUUAUGCAAAAUUAGGGUUUUGUUACUCAUUUUUUUAGGAUGAAAUUUGGUGAAAAUCAGUUUGAUAAGGCUGGAAAAGAACUGAUUAAUGCGCGAUUUUUUUUUUCUUUUUUUUUUUAUUUUUUUUUCCCAUUAUUGAAUCAGUUUGUUUCAUUUUGGUAAAUUUUACAUUGAUUUUUGUUUAAACUUUGCUUCUUUUUUUUUUUUUAUAAAUAUUGUUUUAAAAUUCUUUUUGGUUAUUGUUGUUUUGUUUUGAUUUGGACACAAAAACUGUGGGUUUUCUUCAGAAUUUGAUGCUUUAUUUUCCUUGUUGAACAUCGUCAUCAACAGGUAAGCAUCAAAGAACAAUUUAUUUUAGGAUUGUAGAACUUUUUGUAUUUUUCCUUUUCGUCUGUCAUAUUCCACAUUCUUUGGUUUUCAUUUCAGUUUUUUUAUUGUGAAUUAACUGGCAAUGAAAACAAAAAUAGGCAAAGAUCGUCAUCAACAAGUGAAAGCUUUUCUUGCUGUGAUUGCAAGGAUGGCUGCUUUAGUUUUCCUUAGAAUGGUUGUUCAUGAUAAUGAUAAUCUUUUUGUUGCUACUGAAGUUGUUCAUGCUAUUGGGAUUGUUGUUCUUACUAUAAACUUACCAAGGAGAAAACUUGUGCUGCUUAAUGUCUUUUUUCUCAAUUGAAUUGCAUUGGAUCUUAUGCCUUUCGAGAUCAAAAAUGGCAACUCAUCUUCCAUUAUCCAUCAUAACAACUCGUUUUAUUUUCUCAAUUCUUCCAUUAUUUCUUAAAUGGUGACAUAAUUGUAUUUUACUUUAACUCAUAUCUGAGUGAGGAUUGAAGUCAUCGGUAAGUUCUCUCUCCAAUCUAGCUAUCAUCUGUCAGUGCACUGUAAAGACAGCAGUGCACUGUUUUUUUCAUUUGCUAAAAUAAUAAUUCUUAUUUUUCUUAUAGAAUUUGAUGAAUUUGAUGGAUUGUUGGUGUAGGUCUCAUAAAUUGAUUUCUUUGGUUUCCCAUGAGCAAUAGCUGCCUGCUGUAUAAUCAGAAUUGGGAACAAAAUUUUCAGUAAUUUUACCAAUUCUUGUGUUGUCUUUGUAUUUUCUAGCUCACAGCUUGCUGCUCUUUGGGUUGUAUCAUUUGUGCAUAAAAUCAUUGAUAGGGAAGUUAUGAAGCUCUUAGGGCUCACCCACACAAAAUGUGGAAGCGAUAUUAUUGUCUUGACCUGUAUAAAUGGACUCUUGAAUUUUUUAUAUUAAAACUAGAUUUCCUGAAUUUACUACAUCUUUUGCAGUUAAACAAACUAAUAGUGUUCUCUUGAUAAGCUUAAUGAGGAUUCUCUCCAACAUGCAUGGUAAGGGAUGCAGUUUACUACUAGCAAAUGAUUGUUCAAUGCCUAAAUUAGCUUUUAGUUAAGUCCUAUUGAUCCUUCUAAACGUUUAAUUAAGUUUGUCAUUUCUCAUGGUAAUUUUGGUACUGUUCAUCGUGGUGUUCAUGAUGGUCUUGAUGUUGCAGGUUUUUCUCAUUUCAUCAUUUACUUGUGCUGCUUAAUUCUUUACAUUCAUUUAAUUAUUUAAGCAUUGGUUUACAAUCUUAUUUUUUUGGGAAUGCUUUAAAUUAUUUUUCACUUUUAAUUUUGUUAGUUCUUGAGUUAACUAAUUUCUCUUGUUGGCUUAAAGGUCAUGAGUUAUGUUACCAAAGACCACUGGAAAUUAAGUUUGGAUCCAUUUUCUGAAAUUUGUAUAAGUUAGAUUUUCCUUUUGCCAUAGUUGAAUUCUUUUUCUGAGUUUGCCAUUUCCUUUAACAAGCAAUUUGUAUAAAUUUACAGUUUCUGAUCUUAGCAAUUUCUGACUUGAAUUCACUUUCUGAAUUUGCAGAAUUUUAGAUUUAGCAAUUUAUCAAUUUCACGGACGUGAAUCUCGGUCUCAAUUUGUUGAUUUUUGUUGUCAAUUUGUUUCAGAAACAUGAAUCUCCUUCUCAACCUUGGUAUUUUACUACUUCUCUCUUUAUUUCUUUUCCACUCACUAAUAAUGCUCUUUUAUUCCUUAAUUUGAUUGUUCAGAGUCUCACACAAUGUGUUUGAUCAAAUGUGUGACCCGACUUUAUGUGUUAUUUGUGUAUUCUUUGAUUUUUCUUGGGUUUUAAUAAUUUUCAUGCUCUUUCUUGAAAUUUUAUGUGUGAUAAAUUGAAGGUUGCGUCACUGGCAAAGUAAGAUGGCAUUACUUAGUGCUACGAUUAAAUUUGCUUAAUUGGUUUGAUUUCCCUAUUUGCAUUUAAGAUUUGAUUGGUUUGUUGAUUUUUUUUUUUAUUGGUUAUUUUGAUCUGCUCUUAUCUUAUUUAUUUAUUUUGAUUUGGGUUUUUUGUCAUGGGGUUUUCGUUUUAGAUUUGAAUGAGAGGGUUUUCGUUUUGUUUUGGUGAAAAAUUAGGGAUUUUCAUUUAGGGAAAGUUAGGGCUUUUCAUUUGAGGGUUUUCAAUUGAUUUCAAUUGAUUCGUUGAAUCAAAUUGACAACAAUUAUACACGGAUACUAUGCCCAGAGGAUCAUUUUGAGAUGAGCAUAUUGAUACAGAUAUGAUCCUUCCUCUCUUGUACAAUUUUUGCAGUUCAUGUACAGGUUCAAUUGGGUUCCCUUUCACAUGAUAAUGAAUCUGGAUGAGUACCGACCCGUUUGUAUUAAAAGUUUUGGCAAUAGAGCUCUCUCGUUGUCGACAUCUUUGUCAUCCAGGAAUAAGAUUAGUUGCUGCUAAUGAAGCCUUCAAGGAUCUCAACAACAAGGCCAAGGUUGAGGAGGGUGAGGAAGAUGAUGAAAUUAAGGAUCUUUUAAAGCCAGGGAGGAAGAAGAAAAAUGAAAGAAGUGCUGCAGAGAUUGCUGAGUUGGUGGAGACACUAAUGGCUGAGCUUGAAGUUGUAGCCGAAGAAGAUGCUGUUCUCAAUACACUGGAGAAACCAGCCAUUAAUAAGCUGAGGAAGCUGCCACUUCUUACUGAAGCUCUUUCCAAGAAACAACUUCAACAUGAGUUUCUUGACCAUGGAGUUCUGACAUCAUUAAAAAAAAUUGGCUCGAGCCACUGCGUGAUGGAAGUUUGCCCAAUAUCAAUAUACGUGAAGCAAUAUUGAGGAUUUUGACUGAUUUCAUUAUGUUUUUAUCAAGAUCAGAUGAAGAGACAACAUCAAAUAGGAAGCUUGCUAAGGAUUUAGUAGAUAAAUGGGUAGGUUGAUUACAUUGUUUUAACACUCAAAAUUUAUACACUGAACUAAUACCUCCUACUAGCAUCACUCCCCACAGGCAACAGAUGAUAGUAUGACAUUGGGGACUGCGUUAGCAAAUUGGAGUUCUCUUGGUGCUUUUACGUUCAAAAUGGAAUUGUGAACGCAGGAACAAUUGAUCAAUUUUUAAAAAAAAUAAAACCAAACAUGGCGACUAAGUGGCAAUAAACAGACCCGCCACGCAUCAAAUUAAAAAAUAAAAAAAUACCGUCAUCCUUGGCGACGAAAUGCCGACAGGAUAUCCCGUCGCCAUGUAGUAAAAUAAAAAAAAAAUGGCAGAUGGCGACCACUGGGCGACGAUAGGUCCCGUCGCCAAGUAACUUUCUGCUUUCGUGACCAGCCUCUCUCUCGCCUUGCCAUCGCCAUCGCUAAAUCAGUUGUUUUUUGUAGUGUGAAAUUAUCAGUCUCUCCUAUAAUCAACAAAAACAUUUUCCCUUUACAACAAUUUUCCGCAUGUUUUUGGCAUGUUAUCAUCAAACUUGAAAGUGUAUAUUGGUGAAGUAUCUACCUUAAUGAUAAAGCUAUCUAAAUAAAUAACAAAUCAAUACUUUUGAGCAAUUUAUUAUUUAUUUUUGAA
This is a messenger RNA of Amaranthus tricolor (Joseph's coat), 4111 nucleotides long. RefSeq names its product protein IWS1 homolog 1-like. The record is from RefSeq and is a predicted model, not a curated record. NCBI's taxonomy places the organism in Eukaryota, Viridiplantae, Streptophyta, Magnoliopsida, Caryophyllales, Amaranthaceae. Gene Ontology annotation, biological process: regulation of DNA-templated transcription elongation; brassinosteroid mediated signaling pathway. The transcript has 5 exons. The coding region runs from base 2920 to 3384 and encodes 154 amino acids.